CGGACGCCCAGCCGUUGCUUUCCCCGUUCGACGCUCUUCAGACUCCGCUUUAGGUUUUCUCGGUCGGACUCGUAGGCUCGAGAUCAGUGAAGGGUCUCCUCCAAAGAUCUCUCCUGAACCAGUACCUACGCCACAAGAAGAGCCUGAGGCAGAAGAGGUGCCAGAACCAGAGCCAGACGCACCACCGCCGCCACCACCACCUCCUCCUCCGCCACCACCUACCAAACGAAUGGCUGAACUAGCAGUUGGAAUCAAUGGCUUUGGACGCAUUGGUCGUUUGGUCCUCCGAGCCUGCGUAGAGAAGGGGAUCAAAGUCGUGGCUGUCAAUGACCCUUUCAUUGACCUCAACUACAUGGUCUACAUGUUCAAAUAUGACUCUACCCAUGGCCGCUUCAAAGGAGAAGUUCAUGCUGAAGGUGGCAAGCUAGUAGUGAAUGGGUCUAAGAUCGCUGUAUUUCAAUGCAUGAAACCAAAUGAAAUCCCUUGGGGUGAGUCUGGAGCAUUGUAUGUAGUAGAAUCAACUGGUGUCUUCCUCUCAGUUGAGAAAGCAUCGGCUCAUCUCCAUGGUGGGGCCAGGCGAGUCGUGGUGAGUGCCCCAUCCCCUGAUGCACCCAUGUUUGUGAUGGGAGUCAAUCAGGACAAGUAUGAUCCCUCAAGCAUGAAUAUUGUGAGCAACGCCUCUUGCACCACCAACUGCUUGGCACCAUUGGCUAAAGUCAUUCAUGACAACUUUGGCAUUGUGGAGGGCCUCAUGACCACCGUUCAUGCCUAUACUGCCACUCAGAAGACUGUGGAUGGUCCCUCUGCCAAGGCGUGGCGCGAUGGCAGGGGUGCCCACCAGAACAUCAUUCCAGCAUCUACUGGAGCUGCAAAAGCCGUGGGCAAGGUCAUCCCUGAGCUGAAUGGGAAGCUUACUGGCAUGGCAUUCCGUGUGCCAGUGUGUGAUGUCUCAGUAGUUGACCUGACAUGCCGCCUUGCCAGGCCAGCCACGUAUGCUCAGAUCAAAGAAGCUGUCAAGAAGGCAUCCAAAGGGCCCAUGGCUGGUGUUCUGGGAUACACAGAAGAUGAGGUUGUUUCAACUGACUUCAUCGGUGACAAUCGUUCCUCCAUCUUUGAUGCUGGAGCUGGGAUCGCCCUCAAUGAUAACUUUGUGAAGCUCAUCUCCUGGUAUGAUAAUGAAUAUGGCUACAGCUGCCGUGUAGCAGAUCUCAUGAAGCACAUGUUCAGCAAGGAGAACAACUGAGCACUGCCCACUCCUCUCUGUUCCAGGCUGUCAGACAGAGUGGCCUCACAUCCCCUUUAGUCCAUAGAUUUGAUCUUCCCGGCCAGUUCUUUGCUUCAACCACAGAACCCAGAACACUGCACUUUUUUCCGUGUGUGUCACUGUAAAGCUUUGUGUGUGUACAUGUGAAUGUGAGUCCUGCUUUCCAGAGCAGCUUGUACAAGCCUCAAAAUUGUAGUGAAGACAACUGCACUAAAUUUCCCCAGGAGGAGGAGGAGAGGGAACGUUUGGCCUCUGGGGUUAAGUAUCGGUUUGUAUGGCUGUAGUCUCCUUGAGAUCUUGCAAGUGUUGAAAUAAAACCACUGGAGUUUAUGUGAA
Messenger RNA from Eublepharis macularius, 1600 nucleotides. It is a transcript of the gene GAPDHS, whose product is annotated as glyceraldehyde-3-phosphate dehydrogenase, spermatogenic. The coding region runs from base 230 to 1243 and encodes 337 amino acids. NCBI's taxonomy places the organism in Eukaryota, Metazoa, Chordata, Lepidosauria, Squamata, Eublepharidae. Gene Ontology annotation, molecular function: oxidoreductase activity, acting on the aldehyde or oxo group of donors, NAD or NADP as acceptor; NADP binding; NAD binding. Gene Ontology annotation, biological process: glucose metabolic process. The transcript is spliced from 11 exons. The record is from RefSeq and is a predicted model, not a curated record.